AGUUGAGUUUUGAUCCAGCGCUGGGUUGACCGUGCUUGUUAGCUACUUCUCUUCUGUUUUCAUUAUUGUGUAAGGCAGGUAUCGACGGAUAUUUUUUUUUCCAGAUACAGUCGUAUGCACGUGUGAACCUCAGGGACGUGAAGGUUGUAAUUAUGGACUCAGCACAGAAUAUGCAACGGUUGAAAGCGCCCCUGUUUUGGAUAGGUGCUGUCACUGUGGCCUGGGUGUCGUUGUGUACCUUGUACCGACUGAUUAACGGGCUCCGCGUGUGGAUUUUGGGAAACGGAAAUCUAAUUAGCCCCUCCAAACUCGGGAAAUGGGCAGUUGUAACUGGGGCUACCGAUGGAAUCGGGAAAGCCUACGCAGAGGAGCUUGCUCGGCGAGGCUUUGACAUUGUCCUCAUCAGUCGUACUCAGGAGAAGCUUGCCGAGGUUUCUGGUGCCAUAGAGAGCAAGUACAACGUGAAUACAAAAACCAUCUCUGCAGACUUCGGAUCCACUGAUAUCUACUCUAAGAUUGAAUCUGGACUUGUUGGCCUGGAAGUAGGAGUCUUGGUUAACAAUGUUGGAGUGUCCUACACUUACCCUGAGUUUUUCCUCAACAUACCAAAUCUUGAUCAAUUCAUUAACAAUAUGAUAAACAUUAACAUCACCUCGGUCUGCCAGAUGUCUCGGCUGGUGUUGCCCAGAAUGGUUGAGAGGUCCAAAGGGGUGAUCCUGAACAUUGCCUCUGCCAGUGGCAUGUACCCUGUCCCGCUUCUCACACUCUACUCCUCCUCCAAGGCUUUUGUGGACUACUUCUCUCGUGGGCUUGAUGCUGAGUACAAAAACAAAGGCAUCAUUAUUCAGAGUGUUCUGCCCUUCUACGUGACCACCAAGCUGAGCAAAAUCAAGAGGGCCUCCCUGGACAUUCCAACACCUGAACGUUAUGUGGCGGCCCAGCUGAGCACCGUGGGCCUGCAGAGCCAGACCAGUGGCUACCUGCCCCAUGCCAUCAUGGGCUGGGUGACCACAGCUCUGCUGCCUGCAAGAUUGUUUAAGAAAUACCUCAUGAGUAUGGGCUUGUCUCAGCGUGCACGUUACCUGAAGAAACAGAAGCAGGGCUAAAAAGCCCUGGAGAGGAACGGGCAGGAGGCUGGCGCCCAGGAGGCGAACGAUGGACCAACCCCAGAAUUCUAGAAGCCCCCCCCCCCAAUUUCCUUUUGCUUUCCAAGACACCCACCAUGCUCUGAAUAAGAUCAUUCAUUCCGUGAUGCUUUGAAUCGAUACUUUUAUUUUCCCUACAGAGGAGGUACAAGCACUUUAGUAUCAUUGCUAACGAAAACUAAAAUUGGCUUAAUUUGUAGAGAAAUGUUUCUAACUGGCUUUACUAAUAGAAAAAGGCUGGCAAGUGGUACCUGGAAUAUUCUGCAAAUCCUUUUACAAUUUGUCAGCACACUUUGGUUUAAAUUAAAAAUGGUUCCUGCAGCCUACAUAUGAUGUUUCUUGAUUUCUGGAUACAGAUUAAGAGGCCAAAUUGAUGUUCCAUUGCAGAUCCUCCAUUCUCCUCUUUUAAUCCACAACUAUACUCUAUAGAGUUCUGGAGGGCCAGAGCACUCCACACGUGUUUUCCUCAUAAUGACGCCUGAUUAUUAGGUGACCAACUGUUUCAGCUGGAAGACCCCCUACUAUGCAGUGCUACAGCCCUGUAUAACUGAAGCCUGCUUUAGAAUAAAUGCUGAACAAUUUUCAGGCAAUUGUCCCUACUACUGUUCGACUGCUGUGUCCCUAACGGUUAUAUUUUGUUAGAGGAAGGUACAUAUGACGUCCUUAAAUGACAUUUGUUGUAACAUUAAUUUUUCUAAAUAAGUUAUCUAUAACAUUCCAAAGCACUUACUUUAUUUUAUGCCAACAGUACUUUGAAUCCUCUUUAAAUCAAGUGUUUUUCUGCAUAGUAUCUUAUCUACUCCAUCUGUGGCUAAUUGCCACAGGCAGUAAUUUUGAUGCAUUUCCCUGGACUAAGAAAAGCAUAAAGAUUACUGAUAAAGAUUACUGACCUUGGCCUUCUGUUAAGUGUGUUUCAUGUGCUUAUCGUCCUUGGUGAUUGACCACGUGCUAUAUAUACCUUUAACCAGAGAUGACGUUAAAAAGAGCUGGAAUGUUCCUUUAAAAUGAGCAUUUACUUUUUUUGCUUUAAUGACGCUGGUUCAUUUUCACCCAUAGUUUGCAGGAUGGCAGUUUUUGUGAACUGCAUGCACUACCUUUAGUAUGUUUCACAAACUGUUGGCACAAGUGUCUCUAUGUAAACUCUUAUGGAUACAUCUUUUAUACAAACAACACUUGCAUUGCACUAAACCAGUGUGGCUGUUUCAUUUUGAAUGUGAAAAUUGCUUUAUUGUAACUACAGCAUUUCAAUGAUGGCCAUUUUGCUGUAGCAUGCACAAGAGGAAACAAAUUUAGCAACAUGAGCAUGUUAUGAAUAAGGGUUCAGAACUGGCUAACAUGCACAUCCCCUACAAGAAUACUGUCUCUUUACCAUGGUGUUAUUUCAUAAAGCAACAUUUCUAAGUGAGACAGCCUUUAAUAAAAAUAUAUAUACAUCACCAAACAAACAUACUGUCACUGUUCACAAGCAACAAUAAAGGAAACGUUUUCUCAUAA
Messenger RNA from Electrophorus electricus (electric eel), 2639 nucleotides. RefSeq names its product hydroxysteroid (17-beta) dehydrogenase 12b (gene hsd17b12b). Gene Ontology annotation, cellular component: endoplasmic reticulum. NCBI's taxonomy places the organism in Eukaryota, Metazoa, Chordata, Actinopteri, Gymnotiformes, Gymnotidae. Gene Ontology annotation, molecular function: oxidoreductase activity. The record is from RefSeq and is a predicted model, not a curated record.